AUGCCUGCUGGUGAGCCAUCUGCCUCCUCCGCCUUGAAUUCUGAUGUGCUGACCCCAUUGGCAGAACCAGUGUUGUUUCAGGGCCUCCUGACUUUUGAGGACGUGGCUGUGCACUUCACCCAGGAAGAAGGGGCGCGUCUGGACGCUGGGCAGAGGACCCUGUAUAGAGACGUGAUGCUAGAGACUUACAGGAACCUGGUCUCUCUGGAGGUUCCAGGAUCCAAACCAGAUCUGAUCUCCCAACUGGAGCAGGGAAGGGAGCCCUGGGGCUCAGACCUGCUGGGGGCCCAGGAAGCAGAGACUGUGGGAGAUGCCGGCAUAGAUUGAGGACAAUUUUCUGGGAGUCCAGCACCGUGCCAGAUGCUUAACAAAUUGUGCCUCACUUUCUCCCAUGGGAUGAGCUAUC
Messenger RNA from Odocoileus virginianus texanus, 406 nucleotides. Lineage: Eukaryota; Metazoa; Chordata; Mammalia; Artiodactyla; Cervidae. The record is from RefSeq and is a predicted model, not a curated record.